Rhincodon typus (whale shark) is the source of this 643-nucleotide messenger RNA. RefSeq names its product upstream stimulatory factor 1-like. The transcript has 4 exons. Gene Ontology annotation, molecular function: RNA polymerase II cis-regulatory region sequence-specific DNA binding; DNA-binding transcription factor activity, RNA polymerase II-specific. Gene Ontology annotation, biological process: regulation of transcription by RNA polymerase II. The record is from RefSeq and is a predicted model, not a curated record. Lineage: Eukaryota; Metazoa; Chordata; Chondrichthyes; Orectolobiformes; Rhincodontidae. The annotation marks the transcript as partial.
CAGGUGGAGGAUCAGCGAUCUGGUGGGGUGGUAGUCUGGAACAGCCCCAUCCGUCGAGAGGUUUUCGGAGGGAGUCACUGAGAUGCACGCGGGCUGAAAAGGGGCCGGAAGAGGCGCCAUGCCACGCUUACGCUGAAGGUUCUACACUUGUGCCCAGAGUCACUACGUAGAAGAUCCUCUCUCGCACGCACACGCACGCACGCACGGUGGCCGAGGCUCGAAGGUUCGGCCGGACGGUGGAGUUGACCGAAACCGCGACGGCACUCUAUCGUGGGAGAGCCGGGGAGCGGGGCAUUCGCUACGGCGCUCUCACGUUGGUGAUGCAUCGCAGGACCAAAGGAUGAAAGGGCAGCAGACUGCUUCUGGAGGGGAGGAGGGUUCACUUCACCUGCAAGAAGGUGGAGUUACACAAGAGGACCAGGGCUCUCCGAGCAUCGCCAGUGUCCAGUCCGCGGGCACGUUCACCGCUGACCCAGCCCUGCGAUAUAUCUUCCGUACAGACAGCAAUGGAGGGCAGCAGGUAACCUACCGUGUCAUUCAGGUGACCGAUAGCCCUUUAGACACUCAAAGUGAGGGCACAGCAGCAGUGAGUGUCCUGGCCACAGCUCCUGGAUUCUCACCAACCUCUCAGGCCGUAACACAG